Knipowitschia caucasica is the source of this 483-nucleotide messenger RNA. The record is from the annotation of a GenBank genome assembly. NCBI's taxonomy places the organism in Eukaryota, Metazoa, Chordata, Actinopteri, Gobiiformes, Gobiidae.
AUGUUCGACCAGAGGGGAAUCUUCUACAGCACAUUCAAGAACAACCCACGUUUCAGUCUGACGCCUGACUUUCACCUAAUCCUUUCAUAUUUGCGAGUUCCUGACACGGCAACGUACUAUUGCGCUUCAAGCCAACACUACGAGCUAAAUUUUGCCAAUGGGACAAACGGGAUUGUCAAAGGAACUGGCUUAAACACAGGAAGAAGCAAAGACUUGGAAGCCGCUGCAGUGUCCCAGGUUCUCUACUGCAGCGUCAGGACGGAGAGUUGUCUCGGAUCACGAGGAGUUCUCUGGUUUAAACAGUUUGAAGAAUCGAUGAUGGGCGUCAUCUACGGUGCGUGUGCGAGCAACAAGGAGAAUCCCAACACAUGUUUGUUCGACCUCUCAGUUCAAUAUGUGAGCUCAGAGCAGACUGGGGCGGCCGACUGCGCUGCUGUCACCUGCGGACACCAGCUCAUUGGGAAUCGAACCAAAAUGAUUUGA